AUGGAUUUCUAUGUUGGAGAUACAUCACAUAAUGAUGCUGAAAAUUCAUCAUCGUCUUCUUCAGAUAUUGAUGAUUAUAUUUCAGAUGAUAAUGAGUUUGUAGUGGAAACACAAGCAGUUCAUCAACAAUUUCUUAGAAAAAAGAUGGUUUUGCAGCAAAUACAAGAUCAACAUCGAGUUUCUAGAGGUGGCUCUGUUCUAGGUCAUGUUGUAAUCAAUCGAGAUCGUGAAGCGGCUGAUCGUAAUUUAUUUCUGGAUUAUUUUUCAGAUAAUCCACGUUUCAAUGAUGUAAUGUUUCGUCGACGAUAUAGAAUGUCUCGAAAUUUAUUUCUUCGUAUUGUCGAUGCAAUAAAAGCACAUGAUACAUACUUUGAACAACAAAGAGAUGCAGUAGGUAAAAUUGGAUUAUCUACUCUUCAAAAAAUCACAUCUGUGUUUCGAAUGCUAGCGUAUGGUUUGCCGGCGGAUGGUACAGACGAAUAUGUGAAAAUUGGGGAGUCCACUGCAAUUGAAAGUCUAAAGAGAUUUUGUCGAGCUAUUGUUGAGGUUUUUAGUGAGCAGUAUCUGAGAUCACCAACUGCCGAGGAUGUUGCAAGGCUUCUUUAUAUUGGUGAGCAACGUGGCUUUCCUGGAAUGUUAGGUAUUGCUCCUCCUGCUCAUUAUAUUAUUCAAGGAAACGUAUAUAAUACGGGUUAUUAUUUAGCUGAUGGUAUAUAUCCGAAAUGGUCAACUAUUGUGCAAACUAUUCGUGAACCACAAACAAGGAAGAAGAAGUAUUUUGCAAUGAAACAAGAAUCAUGUCGAAAAGAUGUUGAACGUGCUUUCGGAGUGUUACAGUCACGUUUUGCAAUCGUUGCAGGGCCAUCACUUUUUUGGAAAAAAAAAGUGUUGCAUGAUAUUUUAACUACAUGUAUUAUCAUGCAUAAUAUGAUAAUCGAGGAUGAACGUGAUCUUAGUGCACCUAUUGAAGACGGUAGAGAAUUUUCAGCUCCAACUGUUGAAAUGGCUGUCGAUGAAACUACUCGAUUUCAACAAUUUUUAGCUCGACAUAAAAAAAUUAAGGAUAAAGAUACUCAUUUUGCACUUCGUAAUACAUUAAUAGAACAUUUGUGGGAGCAAUAUACAAAUUUAAAUGAUCAUAUAAAUUAG
Manihot esculenta (cassava) is the source of this 1149-nucleotide messenger RNA. RefSeq lists its product as uncharacterized. Lineage: Eukaryota; Viridiplantae; Streptophyta; Magnoliopsida; Malpighiales; Euphorbiaceae. The coding region runs from base 1 to 1149 and encodes 382 amino acids. The transcript has 2 exons. The record is from RefSeq and is a predicted model, not a curated record.